AUGGCGGUUAAAAAUGUACGGAAACGUACACGUGCACCGUUGCAGAAAUCAACGCAACAAACGUUAAAAAACAAAGAACAGCAAAAGCAAGUAACUUCAGUUAAUGAAAAAGACAAAAAAGCAUUUGUUAUUGCUCAAGAAAUUAAAUUUGCUCGAUUAUUAUCAAGUAACAAUAAAAUAACUCGAAAUAGAGUACUAAAAAAUUUAAAGAAAUGGUUGACAGUCCGUGGACAAAGUUCUUUUUUUAGAAGAAUAAUUCGACAAACUUUUGAAAAGUGUAAGAAAAAAGUGUGGGAUAUUGAAUGGAUAAAAGGUAUUUCUAAAGUACUUGAAAAGCUAUUUAUAGAUCCAAAAAUAUGUCUUGGUUUUAGCAUGCAUAUAACAGAAAUAUUUUUAGAAGAACUUUCAAAGGUCAGUAAUGGAAACAUACCAGAAGGUGUGGUCACAGAAUUUGUUAAACCCUUUAUUGAAUACUUUAUACCUAUGGAUAAUGUAAGACAACUUGGACAUGUUAGACAAUAUAUCUUCAGCUAUUUAAUCUUUCAGUCAGAUGUUGGUAUGGAAUAUAAGGAAAAAUUUAAAGCUUGGAAGGAUGCUGGUUUUCCUACUGGUUCCAUUGAUGCUAUGAAAAAAAUCGAAAUUUCUGAUGAAGAAAUAGAAAACAAUGAUAUUGGGGAAGAAGAAAAACAUCUUUCAAGUCAAAUAAAAUGUGAUACAGAGAAACCACUAGAUCCAAGAGCUGGUAGAGUAGAUGUGGAAUUACCGCAAAUACCUUUUGAUGCCAAAGCAAUAGCCACAUUGUUAGCUCAAUAUAAAUUUCAUCCUUCUUCUACAUCAGCAUCACGCAGUCAAGUACGUCGUCUCAUUAACGAAUUUACAGAACUAUCUGAAGGUAACAUGCCACUUGGUAUUAAAAGCAUAAAUGUUCCGAAAAUACUAAAAAAAGAUACAGAUACAAAGCUAGCUACAAAGCGUCUUCUAGAAUUUGAAAAAGAAUUAUAUUCUGAUGUAUCAAAAAAAAGACGCAAAAGGAAAAAAAAUGAACAACUAACACAAGAUGAAAAUGAUACAUUUAAUGAAAAUGGAUUAGAAAAUAUUGAUAAUGAAAGUAGUACUGAAAAUGACACUAUAGAAAUGGAUGAAAGUGAAAUCGCAAAAAAGAAAAAAAAAAUGAAGAGUAAAGCAGAUAUUACUGAUAUGUUAUUAAACACAAAAUUGGAAAUAUCGGAUAAAAACAAUUUCAAUUUGAAGAAAAAAAAAUGCAGAGCAAAGGAGGAGGUUCAGAAUAAUUAUGAAACAGAUGUAAAAAAUAGUACUUGCAAAUUGAAAAAGGAUUUAUCGCUUUUAAUUAAGAGUACUAAUGAAUCUGAAAAGACAAAAUUGAAAAGAAAUAAAAUUACAACUGCAAAAAUGUUAAAUGCUACACCAAUUAAAAGAAAAAAACCAACAAAAUUAAAAAUUACUGACAAAUGGGAUGUUUCUGAUAGCAUAAAUGCAUCUACACCCUCACCAUUAAAUAUUAAUAGUACAGAGUUACAUACAAAAACGGUUGAGAAAUCUGUUACAAAUGACCAUGCUCAAAAAAAUGAAAACAUAUGGUUGAAACAUGUCCUAAAAAAAUUAGAGAAUGAAAAAAAUAAGACAACAAUAAGUUCAAAACGACAGCAUAAGAAAAGUAUUGAUACAAAUCUUAAAAAACGUGUGAAAAUUGCUCUUCAACGUAAUACCGCUCAACAUACAUCUGAAUAUAUUUUACAAAUUCGAAAAAGCCCAGCUAUACCUUUUGAUGCAAAUAAGAAACCAUUAGCAGGUGUACUAAAAGCAAGUCCUAUACCAAGUCCAAUUAACCCAUUUUACGGAAAAAAUAUGUAA
Messenger RNA from Habropoda laboriosa, 1872 nucleotides. RefSeq names its product ribosomal RNA processing protein 1 homolog (gene Nnp-1). The record is from RefSeq and is a predicted model, not a curated record. Gene Ontology annotation, cellular component: preribosome, small subunit precursor. Gene Ontology annotation, biological process: rRNA processing. Lineage: Eukaryota; Metazoa; Arthropoda; Insecta; Hymenoptera; Apidae. The transcript has 6 exons. The coding region runs from base 1 to 1872 and encodes 623 amino acids.